Molecule: messenger RNA, 461 nt
Organism: Phlebotomus argentipes
Lineage: Eukaryota; Metazoa; Arthropoda; Insecta; Diptera; Psychodidae
Product: general odorant-binding protein 56d-like
Exons: 2
Coding region: 48-446 (132 amino acids)
Biological process (GO): sensory perception of smell
Molecular function (GO): odorant binding
Source: RefSeq, a predicted model, not a curated record
AAGAUCAGAAGUCAUUCAAAACCAGAACAGUGAUUGAAUUAGACACGAUGAAUUUCCUUGGAGUUGUGGUUUUAGUUUGUGCGAUUUCUGCAGUUUCGGCUCAUCCCGGAUCUUUGUCAGAGGAUGUGAUAAUGUUCAAGGACACGUGCCUGAAGGAGACCAACGUAACUCCUGAUCAACUUCUCAAGUUCCGCAAUGACGAUCCGUCGGUUACGAAGCCCGUUGGCUGCUACGCGGAUUGCUUGAGCAGGAAACUCGGAUUCCUCAAGGAGGACAACAGUUUCGAUGCUGAGGGAACCAUCAAAAUGCUCACGACUGAAAUUCCGAAGGAAAAAGUCGACGCUUUCCUCAAGAAAUGCGCCAACAAAAUUGGAAAGGAGAAUUGCGAGGUUUCUCUCACUUGGUUGAAAUGCGAUGAGGAAAUCGUUAAAAAGGUCCUUGCAUAAUUUGACGAAUCCUAA